UAUUAUGCUGUGGUUAAUGUAGUUAAAGCAUAGAGUUAAAGAUGGCGGAGUCAGAAGAGUCUAAAACAAUAUGCAAGUUUCUUUUUAAGAAAUCAAAUAAGAAAUUUUCUGCACGGAAAAGAAAUGCAAGCGAUAGCGAUAAAGACAGAAGUAGCGGCGAGGAGGGCAGUGCUGUGGUCAGAAAGAAGAAAGCUGCUAUCACUAACCCCAUGAUUCAGAAAACAAAGAAAGUGGAGAGGGAAGCAGUCUCAUCAAGUGAAAGUGAAGAGGAUAAAGAAGUCAAGAGUGUCACUGUCGCGUACAAGUCCACCCGGUCAGCGAAACCAGAGGGACCAGAUGACAUGGGGGCCACUGCUGUCUAUGAGUUGGACACAGAGAGGGACAAAGAUGCUCAGGCAAUCUUUGAGCGCAGCCAGAAGAUUCAAGAGGAGUUGACUGGUAAAGAUGAUGAUAAGAUUUAUCGUGGCAUCAACAACUACCAUAAAUACAUCAAGCCCAAAGAUUCCACCAUGGGCAACGCCUCCUCUGGUAUGGUCAGGAAAGGGCCAAUCAGAGCCCCUGAGCACCUCAGGGCUACAGUCCGGUGGGAUUACCAGCCUGACAUUUGUAAAGACUAUAAAGAGACGGGCUUCUGUGGGUUUGGAGACAGCUGUAAGUUUCUGCAUGACCGCUCAGACUACAAGCACGGCUGGCAGAUUGAGCGAGAGCUCGAAGAAGGAAGAUAUGGGGCAAACGACGAUGAGAACUAUGAAGUGAGCAGCGACGAGGAAGAUCUUCCUUUCAAGUGUUUCAUUUGCAGAGAGUCCUUUAAGAACCCCAUUAUUACAAAGUGCCGGCACUACUUCUGCGAGGCCUGUGCUCUCCAGCACUACCGUAAAUCUAAGCGCUGUUAUGUUUGUAACCAGCAGACCAAUGGCGUCUUCAACCCAGCCAAAGAGCUCAUGGCUAAGAUGCAGAAACAGCAGGCAGCUGCUGACCAGCCUCCCUCUGAUGAGGAUGACUAGCACCACACAUCCCCCCCUUUCUGUUUUCUACUUUAAUCAUUCAGAUUCCAGCUGUGUUGUAAAUUUUCAGAACCUUUGAAAUAAACGAGCACUCUUUUGUAGAACACUUUUUUUUCAUGAUUCUCAGAAAUCUCCCAGGAUGAGAACUCGACAAUCUGUACGUCGUUCACUAGAGACACACAUUAUUGGCCAAUUUUUUACACCAAGUCAAGAAUAAGAACUGAAAUGAGAUUAAUGAAGUCCACACCACAGCUAUAAUGGUAAUGACGCAAAGGAGCAAUAUCAUUGUAAUUACUUUCAGAACAAUUGUUUUCCAGCUGUGAUAAUGUUGGAAGACUAAAAAGCUGCCCUCGGGGAGAGGCUGUAUUACUCCGAGUUAGUAUUAAUGAUCCUGUGUUGGACCAGCGCACACCUGAGAAGGACGUGAGAGUGUAUAGAUGUUAAAGACCUGUGUGUUCAUGUGUGAUUGAGGUAGUGAUAGUAGCUUCUUGACGGGAUGCCGUCACCAUACUUCAGGGAAGUAUUGUAUUUUUAUUGUAAGUAUUCAGGGAAUUACCUUGAGAUACUGUAGUUAUUAUUAUUAACAACUGGAAGUUGUUUAAAUUGUCCAUGGUGAAGAAGUCAGAUUUAGUGGCUUGUAUUCGUAUUAAGAACUUCUAUGACACUCCCUCUUAUAAACUGCAUAGUAUGUAAUGAAAUCAUGAUUGCAGAUGCUGUUUUUCAAAACAAGUUGUACUGUAAUGAACAUUCUAAAUAUUUAAAAAAAAAAAAUUCUAUAACAGCAAACAUCAUCAAUGGCAACAUUUAUUCCAUUUGACCAAAAUGUAAAUAUGCUGAAAAAAUACACAGACGGUCCAUUGAAGUACUUCCUUCUGUAACGCAUGCCAAGAAAAAAAAUUAAUCUUAUCAAAAAUACAACAGAAUUAUUAAUUUUAAACUAACAACUGCA
Pimephales promelas (fathead minnow) is the source of this 1953-nucleotide messenger RNA. RefSeq names its product ring finger protein 113A (gene rnf113a). Gene Ontology annotation, biological process: snoRNA splicing. NCBI's taxonomy places the organism in Eukaryota, Metazoa, Chordata, Actinopteri, Cypriniformes, Leuciscidae. Gene Ontology annotation, molecular function: metal ion binding. Gene Ontology annotation, cellular component: U2-type spliceosomal complex. The record is from RefSeq and is a predicted model, not a curated record.